GAAGAGGAAGAAGAAGAAGGAGCAGACGCGAAGGCAGAAGGAAAGGAGAAGAACCAAAACAAAGUCGAGAGACGACACGCGAUCCAAAAUAUAUCAUUAAUAUAUCAACCAGCUAUACCAGCUUUACCAUCAUGCCUCGUAAAUGUGUUGUACCAACUUGCCACAAUAUACAGUGUCGGCCUGCAGGGACUCGCGUCAUGUUUCACAGACUGACUGCAGGCAAUAAGGAGCGGAUGAGACGAUGGCUGACUGCUCUGAAUAUGAACCCCAACACACCGCUCUCAGACGUGAAGAAGAUGCUGAUUUGUUCCGAGCAUUUUGUCAAGGACGACUACUUUGAAAGAAUGCAGCAGACAACACGCACAAUGAGGCUUAUCCUAAAGGGCACGGCCGACCCAUCAGUUGGCAUUCCCCAGAGAGGACCAAGGGCAGCACCUGAGGCUGAGGUGAGUCCCCUGGCAUCAACAUCUGGAAAAUACAUUGACCUGGCCCACAGUUGGACACAUCAAUCUGACAUGAUGUCAUCGUACACAACGACAAGCAGUGCAAAAACAAUGCUCUUUUUUCCUGAAACAAGAGGAAAAGACACCACAACAGACUCAUCCGCCUUGGACAUCAGCAUGACUCUGGAGGUUGCCAGUGAUCCUGGAGAUUUGAGUUUUGUUCCCUUCACGAACCCCUCAGACUCAGACAACGGCUCAAGCUCUGGAAGCACAACAGCAUGCACAAAGGGACAAAUAAGAGGAUGGCGUGACAGGCAGUGGAUUGUGAGCGAGUCCAGUCUCAUGGAACUCUUCAAAAGAUGUAAUGUUUGUGGAGCCGAUGCGUUUGUCGAGAAGAUAACACCAGCUGGCAGCAGAAUCCAAGUGACGUGGAAUUGUCUCAACAAACACACUGGAGACUGGGAGUCCUGCCCAAGUGUUUGUGGGAAAUAACCUUGUUGCAGCAGCAGCAGUCUUCUUGACCGCUGCAACUUCCAGUGACAUUGCUGAUUUUAAGUAACUGCCACCCAGUGUACAAAAAGAGUAUUGCAAUAAAAUAAACACCAAGGAAAGUAAAUGGAUAAAUGGCUCUUAAAGUUGUAUCAUUGCAACGCAUAUGAAUCCACCAUUGAUUAUGCUGGAUGCUGUCCAUGGUGCUGAAGAGCUGCAGCGUGUAAUGAAUGUGGACAAAGAUCCUCCAAAAUAAUGUAGCUGAUUUUAUCAAUUUCAGUGUAGCUGAUAUAAUUGAUGUGGUUCUGUGUUAUUACUCUAUUGAAACUAUGGUUUAUUUAAUGCAACCGAUGUACACUUAUGUUUUUAAAAGGCUAACUGAUGUUGUCACUAAUUAUUAUAUCAACUAUAAUUAUUACAGUUUCCUAUACAGAAAACACAUGCAAGUAGACAAAACACAAGCAAUUUAAGAAAACAUCAUCGAUUUGAUAAUACAUGCGCAACAUUUAGAAAACAUGCAUCAAAUUCAGACAACACGACACAAUACAGAAAUAUGCAGCAUUUAGAAAACCUAAUAUGCUGCCUCAUGGUAGGAAAGCACAUUUCAAAGAGCUGCAUCUUGGGUGUGUGAAUGUUUUGCAAUCUCAUCUUGCAUUGCAUGAAUUGGUCUGAGGUGUAAGCUCUACCUGCAUGUAUUUAUCAUCUCUUCAAAAUUUUAAUAAGCAUCAGUAAGGAAGGCUUAAAGAUGAUGCAUUUCUCUUUGGAAAAAAAAGUCAAAGCCUGUAGUUGUUAGAGAAGAAGUAGUUAUUUUCUAUUAUCUGCAUCUUAAAUUUAAUUAUUGAGAUAGAACCUGUUGUUUUCCGUCGCUACUUGUUUCAAUAAUCCACUCACUCAUAUAGUUUACUUCAUACACUGUCAUUGCUCUCUUAAUGCCUGACAAUGGAUGCUGUAUUUCCUACCCUUUUUACAGCUGUCACUAAGACUUUUCCCUCAGGUGUGGAAGAGACUUCAUUGCCUGUUAAAAAGAAGUUGAAAAGUCAAAAUAUUUUUUGUGUUGAUAUGGUGUAGCUUGCUUUGUUAAACACAAUGGGGACUUUGAACUGUAAAACAGCUAGUUUUGCUUCCACUAAGGGAUUAUAUAUAUCUGAAUGAACCAAAGAUUAAAGUGUAUAAUAUAUUAUCAAUAUUAAUCAGCCAAAGCGUUACCUCAAAAUUGGAAUUUGACUCUGUGUAAAAAAUCACAGCUGGGAAAUCUGAAGAGGCCAGCACGACUAAAAGGCAAUGGACCAUGUCUUCUCCCUUUUCCACUUCUUUAGAGGAAAAGAAAAAGAAGAUAAAAUUACAAAAUGAAAGGCAAAAUAAAGAUAAUUAUGUCAUAAUGUUUACAUUACCAA
Messenger RNA from Myripristis murdjan (pinecone soldierfish), 2326 nucleotides. RefSeq lists its product as uncharacterized. NCBI's taxonomy places the organism in Eukaryota, Metazoa, Chordata, Actinopteri, Holocentriformes, Holocentridae. The record is from RefSeq and is a predicted model, not a curated record. The coding region runs from base 132 to 935 and encodes 267 amino acids. The transcript is spliced from 4 exons.